This is a messenger RNA of Saccharomycopsis crataegensis, 1092 nucleotides long. It is a transcript of the gene BMT2, whose product is annotated as 25S rRNA (adenine2142-N1)-methyltransferase. Bases 1 to 1092 code for a protein of 363 amino acids. The transcript has a single exon. NCBI's taxonomy places the organism in Eukaryota, Fungi, Ascomycota, Saccharomycetes, Ascoideales, Saccharomycopsidaceae. Gene Ontology annotation, cellular component: nucleolus. Gene Ontology annotation, molecular function: rRNA (adenine) methyltransferase activity. The record is from RefSeq and is a predicted model, not a curated record.
AUGGCAAACAAAAGAAAGAAACUUACUCCUAUAACAAAAUCCAAAAAAUCUAAUAAUCCUACAAAUAUUAGACUCAAACCUGAGGUUUCCAGGAAAUUAAUCAAUAGAUUCCAUGUGUUAAUCAAAGCCAAAGCCUUACUUUUUACUAAAAUCCUGUUACCUAAAAAUCAUAAGCUUUCAGAAGAAAAUUACCUGUCCAUAUUAUCUGACUCAUACCCUAGGAUUAACCAGUUAUAUUUAACCAGAAAAAAUGAAAUAUUUACUAAACUCUCUCAACAAUCUAAGAAACAUCGGACGGAAAUGAGAAAUGACUUGUUCGUCACGCUUUCUAAACUCCAUGACUGCAGGCUUUCUAAUGAUAUAACUGAUCAACUUCUAUCGACAGCAAUCGAAAUACUAGCAGAAAUUGAUGCAGAAAUUGAUCUUCAAGGUGGAUUGCACACCUAUCAAGUAGCAUCGCUCAAUGGCCAAGACAAACUACGGGGUAGUGAUUCAUCAAAAAAGUUGAUUGAAUGGCUAACCGAACUCUGCAAAUCACCACCUGACUUACCAUUAACAGCAUUGGAAAUCGGGUCACUUAGUAGUAAGAAUCAAAUCUCCACCUCAAAAUGGUUCAAGGAUAAUGUUACCAGAAUAGAUUUGAACUCCCAGGAUUCGGAUACUAUCCUUCAACAAGAUUUUAUGCAGCGGCCUUUACCAAAAUCCGAAAAAGAGAAGUACCAUCUAAUAAGUUGUUCAUUGGUGUUAAAUUUUGUUUCUAGUGCCCAAGAACGUGGAGAGAUGUUGAAACGUAUCGGCAAAUUUUUCAAACCUUCAAAAGACAUCCAGGAUCAUGGUAUUUUUCCAUGUUUUUUCUUUGUACUACCAUUACCAUGCGUCACCAACUCGAAAUACAUAAACAAAGAAAACAUACUUCCCUUGUUGAAUGGUUUGGGUUAUUCGCUAUUGAAGUACCAUGAAUCAACUAAAUUAGUUUACAUGCUACUAAGAUAUAAUGAAAGUGAAAAGACCAAGAAUUUCAAGUUUCAAAAGAAAGAAUUAGACGUUACCAGAAAGGCAAAAAGAAACAAUUUUUCAAUCAUCUUGAAAUAG